Molecule: messenger RNA, 348 nt
Organism: Hymenoscyphus albidus
Lineage: Eukaryota; Fungi; Ascomycota; Leotiomycetes; Helotiales; Helotiaceae
Source: the annotation of a GenBank genome assembly
AUGACCACGACACUCCGUCUCCAAAGUCUAGUAGAGUUAUUUUUUAUUGCAUUGGAGCAGAUGAUCGUGGUUCGCUCAAACAAGGGCAGGGGCAUGCUUUCCGCCACCACCACAGUUUCUGUUUCUUCUUGCCAAAUGCGAAAUGCAAAAUGCAAAAUGCAAACGACAAACCCACUCACUCAACCAUUGCAGGUCGCCACCAAAAUGCCGAAUAUCACGCAGAACAAUGAUGGAGUCGAAACAUUUACGAACUCUCCUAGUAAUAAGCCGUCGAAAAUCCGAGGCGCAACCUAUUUCGGCCGACGGCUAAAACGAGAAAGCCAAUCCAUUAUUCAAGCAAUGCGCUGA